Cottoperca gobio is the source of this 4508-nucleotide messenger RNA. RefSeq names its product CUB domain containing protein 1b (gene cdcp1b). The transcript has 14 exons. The record is from RefSeq and is a predicted model, not a curated record. NCBI's taxonomy places the organism in Eukaryota, Metazoa, Chordata, Actinopteri, Perciformes, Bovichtidae. Bases 185 to 3799 code for a protein of 1204 amino acids.
ACUCGCCUCUUAUCAGAAGUCUUAACUGUGUGUAUCCGCUCUGUAGUGUCUCGACUCAAGGGUACAACGGCUGGGCCCGAUCCUCCUCCUCACCCGUCAAGUUUGGGCAGGUAACAGUAACCUGCCCGAGGUCCACGCCCUCCUGCGCCGCUGCGCACAGGAAACUCCUCAUUUAUUUGUGAACAUGCGGCUGUGUGCGACCUGCGCGCUGCUGGGACUUUUGUUUUUGACGGUCUUCGACAUAUCAGAAUGCCUACAGACGACGGUCCGACCACACAAAGGCUCGACAGUGACGGUGUCCACUGAGCUGCCGUUGGAUCAAUGUGCUGUGUGUACAGUCAGCGGGGUGAAUGACACGUCCUGCCACUCCUCUCUGUCUCUGGUACCUGAAGAGGAGGUCAAACUGCUGUUCAACUGCUCCCAGCCCAUUGAACAGGCUUACACUGUGACCAUCUCUCGGACUAUUGAGUGCACUAAGGACGCCUGCAGCCCUGUAACAGUAGAAACUCAACCCUCCAUCCUCACAGAGUUCAGCAGAACCUUGUCCUGGGAGGUGAAGGCGCCUGAGAAGACAGUUGUGGGUCUGGACAUCAUUGGAGACGGGCUGAUAAAGACGACACAACCAUGCACUAAUGGAAUUCAGUAUUCGAUGACCACAUCCAAAACAAACGCUGAGGUCUCUCAGUAUUGUCGAGGUGGUUCUAUGACUCGCUUCGACCUGACCAAUCAAGCUGUUGUGUCUCUGCAAGUUAAACCAAAUUCUCAGGUCGACUCCGUGGUGUUCCAGGCCUCCGCUGGACCACUAAAGGGCCGAACAAUGGUUAUAACCGUUGAUUCAAGCACAACUGUGGUCAUCAGCCGGGAUCCUAAGGAAGCAGAAUGUGAUGUGUGCUCAGUCGAUGGCUCGACUCCCGACUGUAGACCCACAGAGAAGACAAUGACGAACGUUGAAAGACUCUCGCUGGAGUUCAGCUGUCAGAAACCUCAGGAAGUGUACAGCGUGAAGAUGAAGAAGAAAAUAGAAUGCACCCCGAGCUCCUGUACUCCAGCUGCAGGAGAAGUUGAUCCCGAUCUCUUCAAGGACUUUAAAAGAUCCAUAACAUGGGACAUUAGUGUACCAGAGAGGACUGUUUUAACUCUGGACUUCCCUGGUGGAUUAAAGGAAAAUACUGGAGCAGAAAAUUGCGAUGAUGGCCUCCAGUACUCGGUGAGCACAACUAAAAGUGACGGAAAGACAAAAAGUAACAGCUACUGUAAGAGUGGGACAGUGUCUCAGCUGGAUCUGCUCGGAGCGACGACUGUGACUGUAGAAGUGCCCAAAGGAGUUGAACUGGACGCAUUCACUGUCAAAGCAGCACCAAGAGGUGGUAGAAUGCUGAUCGUUACGCCCGAUCCUGACACCAUCAUUACCAUCAGCCGGGUGACCAGCGAGCCAGACUGCAGUGUGUGUUUAAAAAUGGAUCCCAAACAGAAAUGCGAACCGACAUACAUCACCCUGAAAGAUCCUCGCAACACCACAGUAGAAUUUACCUGCCCCCGACCUCAGGAUGUUUUCAUUGUGGAGAUCAACAGAGAAAUUGAUUGCACAGAGACAUCCUGUUCUGGAAACAUUGGUCAGGCCGAGUCCUCGCUGUUCCCCGAUUUCAACCGGACCUUUACCUGGGAUCUGAAAGUUGUCGCUACUCGGGCCUUCCAACUGGACUUCCCCGAACCGGGAAUGCGACAGAUUCCCAAUAAGGAGACCUGCCCAGAUGAUCACACAUACUCUCUUGUUACCUAUCUGCGCACAGGGCCAGCAACCAUUGGUACCUUUUGCAAAGGAGGAACUGUGACCACCAUCCUGGCUCGCUACAAGGGCCGCAUGUCUCUGCAGGUGCCUGGUGACAGGAAGCUGGUUCCUAUUGACUUCAAACUCAAUGUUGGACCUGAGACCAGCAUGGUGGCCAUAGUGAAGGUCAACUUACCACGAGGUGUGUCUGACACAGACUUCAUCUCAGCCAACUAUCCCAGUGAUUUCCCUGAUAACCAGCAGAUGCAGUGGCACUUCACGGUGCCCGGCAUGCACAACUACACAAUGCGUUUUCGCAAUCACACAUCUCCAGAGUGCCUUAAUAAUGAAGUGGAGGUGGCGUACCAGAAGGAGGAAAAGAAGGCGAUCAAACUGACUCUGACGGACUCUCAGCCGCAGCACCAGCAGGGCAACUUCAACAUGGUGCUGAAGAACUGUGAAACCAACACGACGCUACAGGGACUCACCCUGAACUACAGAGUCUCUGUAAUGAGGAGUGGGCAUCCAGUUCUGUGUGCGGUGGAUCUAACCAAGCGCAAAGGAGUGUCCCUGCAGAUAGAGAAAGUGGGUUCUGAUCCCUACUGUGAGAUGAGCAUUAACUCUAAGGUUGAAAAGAAGAUACAUGUGGAAGCAGGCACGAAGGCCGGCCUCGCCUUCCUCGACUGUCCACAUGAAGAUGUGCGCCUGACUGCCAGUAAAGUUAUUGGGUGCCAAAAUUUGACCUCCUGCUCUGCGACUCUCCUCACUGUGCCCAGACUGGACUCCUGUCUAGCGAUGCCCCUCCACAGCUUCACCUGGCACCUCAACGUCCCUCAGGACAGCACCGUGGAACUGACGUCGCCGACAGGAAGUCUCCGACAAUCCCUGCCCGGCCAGGAGUGUAAUCAGUCUGUCUCCUUGCAUGUGGCAGAGGGCGAUGGGUUUUCUGUUGGAGAGUUCUGCUUUAAAGGAAUGAUCCAGAAAGUUCAGGUGCAAGGCAACGUCUCCGUCACAGCCACAGCCAAGGACUUCAGCAAGAUCAAGGGGCAUUUUCUCAAUGUCAACUACAGUCGGGAGAUCGCAGAGAGCAUUAUUUACAGAGUCAGUCCAAUGGAGUCAUCUCCGACCCUGCUGGCCACCCCAAACUGGCCUCAGGGUAUGAAGCCUUCGUCCACCGUAGCCUGGAUCGUCACUGUACCGAGCCAGUACCAGGCGCAUGUGCAUUUUGUCAACAUCAGCCAGCCCAAAUGCAACGACAGGCACACCGCCAUCAAGGUGAGGAUGCUGGGGGACGAUGAGGAGAUGCUGAGCCGCAGGGAGGACGAGCAGGCGGAGGACAAGUUGACAGUGCCACGAAGUUUCUAUCUCAACAUGUCCAACUGUAUUCCAGAGGAGAGAAACUUUGGUGCAGUGACUAAAAUCGUUCUGCAGAAGAAGUCCAAUCUCUUGGCCAUCUUACUCGGGAUCGCAGGAGUUCUGCUGCUGUUGCUCAUAGUGUUGGCUGUUGUGUGCUUCGUCACAAAGAAAAAGAAAAAAGACAAAAUGAACGAGGAGUCCGCCAUCUACAUGGGCAAAGGGAAUAUCUUCCGCCCGGGUGACAGUCACUUCACCAAAGCUCGGUCUGAUAACGAAUCCCACGUUUACGCCUCCAUAGAUGAGACGAUGGUGUACGGCCACCUGCUGGGUGACUCCAGCUACGCCGACAGCAUGCAGGACCACUUCAACGGGAUUCAGGUGGACUCUUAUAAGACAUUUACCGGCCCCACUGAAGCAGAGCUGCCUGUGAUCAAAGAGCCGGACCAUGAGCCUGAGAUGGAUCAGUUCAAGACGUUCCUGGACCCGUCCGAGUCUUUCCUCCCGCCCCGUCCACGCACUCCCAUCAACCGGCAGGACAGCCUCGUCUUCGAGGACCGCAGGAUGGUGGACAAUGAACUGUACACGUUCAAGAGCACAGGGGGCAUAAACACAAUCCGGCUCUCUGGUGUCGACAUGGAACCACAGCCUUCUAUUGUAACAGAGGACUCCUUGUAGUGCGUCAGGACCGUUACUUAAUUCUCGUUAGAGCGCAGAGUAUCUCUAGACUGUACUGAUGUGAACUCUGUCCCUCGAUCACACUCAGGGAAUAUGAGAUCGAUGUGCUUCUGAAUGUGGUGAAUAUGUUGUCUUUGUCAGAGCUCCACCAUUUCUAAAGUGUCAAGAGUUGAAGCUGUAAUCCUGUUCUUUACAGGAAGUUUGGUAUUUUGGAAGAUACCUUUUGUCUUCCUUGCAGAGAGUUGGAGGAGAAUAUCAAUUCUAUUCUCAAGUCUGUCCAGUUAAUAUAACCUCUCCUAAUAGCACCUCUAAAGCUCCAUAUAAGAUAAUCAGUGAGCUUUAUAGUUGCUAGGUGGAUUAUGUUACUUUUAAACAGAGCCAGGCUAGCUGUUUCCAGCCUUUGUGCAUCUUUCUGUACAAACAUGAGCAAUAUCGGUCUUCUCAUCCAACUCUCAGCAAGAAGGCAACAAAAACACAGACUAUCGGACUAUUCCUUUAAUGUUUGUUUUGUUUACUAAAUCUCUGCCCAUGUGGCGUGGAUUCAGGAGCAGGGACUAUGAAAAAUGUGCAAGGACCAGAGGUACUUGUGUUUUUAAUAGUGUUUUUAUAUUGUUUACUUGACUUUUAAAGAGAUUUGUGUUUUGUUUUUUUCUUUACCUGUAAAUAUGUGUUUUUAUUAUUGUUUUGCAAUAAAUUCUAGGAAAAUGUU